Rotaria socialis is the source of this 1629-nucleotide messenger RNA. Lineage: Eukaryota; Metazoa; Rotifera; Eurotatoria; Philodinida; Philodinidae. The record is from the annotation of a GenBank genome assembly.
AUGCGUGGGGAUUUAAAUACAGCACUCAAUCCAAUUCCACUUUAUAAACAAGGUGUUGAAGAAGAAAAAUCUGAACUUGCUCGAUUAUCUUCAUUCGCUGGAGCAAUGGCUGUUGGUGAUUUAAUAAAAACUACACUUGGUCCAAAGGGAAUGGAUAAAAUCCUUCAAUGUGGUAUGCAUGGUGGACCUGAUGCUGGUAGAUUAUUAGUUACCAACGAUGGAGCAACAAUACUAUCAAAAAUUGGUAUUGAUAAUCCUGUAGCUAAAGUUCUUGUUGAUAUUUCAAAAGUACAAGAUGAUGAAGUUGGUGAUGGUACAACAUCUGUUGUUGUUUUAGCAAGUGAACUUCUUCGCGAAACAGAGAAUUUAAUUGGACAAAAAAUUCAUCCUCAAACAAUUAUUGCCGGAUGGCGUAAAGCAACCACUGAAGCUCUUCGAGUUUUGGAAGGCAUUGCUAAAAAUAAUAGUUCAAAUUUGGAGCAAUUCAAAAAAGACCUUAUGAAUAUUGCUCGUACUACAUUGAGUUCAAAAAUUCUUCAAGGAAAAAAAGAGCAUUUCGCUAAAUUAUGUGUUGAUGCUGUAUUAAAAUUACAUGGUAAAACCGAUUUACAAGGUAUUCAAAUAAUCAAACGUUUAGGAAAUAAUAUGAGCGAUUCAUAUCUUGAAGAAGGUUUUCUUUUGGAAAAACGUAUUGGUAUUAAUAUGCCUAAACGUAUACAAAAUGCGCGUAUACUCAUUGCUAAUACACCAAUGGAUACAGAUAAAAUCAAAGUUUUCGGUUCACGUGUACGUGUUGAUUCAGUUGCUAAAGUAGCUGAAUUAGAAUUGGCUGAGAAAGAAAAAAUGAAAGACAAGGUUGAUAAAAUACUUCAACAUGGUUGUAACGUUUUUAUUAAUCGACAAUUAAUUUAUGAUUAUCCAGAACAAUUAUUUGCUGAUAAAGGUGUUAUGGCUAUUGAACACGCAGAUUUCGAAGGUGUUGAACGUUUAGCACAAGUACUUGGUGGAGAAAUCGUUUCAACAUUUGAUACACCAGAUAAAGUACGUUUAGGAAAAUGCGAUCUCAUCGAAGAAGUAAUGAUUGGCGAAGACAAACUCAUUAAAUUCUCAGGUGUAGCACAAGGCCAAGCUUGCACCAUCAUUUUACGUGGAGCUACACAACAAAUUCUUGAUGAAGCCGAGCGAUCAAUUCAUGAUGCUCUUUGCGUUCUAUCACAAACAGUUAAGGAACCACGUAUUUGUUACGGAGGAGGUGCUUCUGAAAUGUUAAUGGCAACGGCUGUUUCGCAAUUAGCUGAAAAAACACCUGGUAAAGAAUCAGUUGCUAUUGAAGCAUUUGCCCAUGCACUUCGUCAAUUACCAACAAUCAUUGCUGACAAUGCUGGUUAUGACAGCGCAGAAUUAAUAUCAAAUCUUCGUGCUGCUCAUACUGCAGGAAAAUCAACAUUUGGUCUUGAUAUGGAAAACGGUACAAUCGCUGAUAUAGCUGAGCUCGGUAUUCUUGAAUCAUAUCAUCUUAAACGUCAAGUUGUAAUCAGCGCAUCUGAAGCAGCUGAAAUGGUAUUACGUAUUGAUAAUAUUAUCAAAGCACCACCACGACCUCGCCAACGUGAUAUGCGAAAUCAUUAA